ACGUAGGCGGGGUUUGUUUCCAGGAAGUGAUCAACGUGACUACGGGCCUCACACGGACUGGCAUCACAUUGCUGCUAAACUCAACUUUUUGCUCGUCAUUCGCGCAGCUCACAUUUAAAUUAAACCGUUUCUUAAUCCACCAACAUGGGCGACGAUGUAGAAAAGUAUGAUGGCAUGUUGCUUGGUAUGGCCCAACAACAGGAAGGAGGAAUACAAGAGUUGGUAAACACAUUUUUCAGCUUCCUCCGGCGCAAAACAGAUUUCUUCACCGGUGGCGAUGCAGGUGCUGCAGAGAAGCUUGUCAAAGAUGUCGUCGCCCACCACAGUCAGUUGGCGCUGAAGUCUCAAAAAGAGAAGCAGGUGAAACAGGAGAAGGAGAAGAAGGCGAAAGCCGAAAGAGCCGCCAAGUUAGCCGAGGAGGAGGAGAAGAAAAAGAACAAUAACGACGGCCCCAGAAUUCAGGAGCUGACUGACGAAGAAGCAGAGAAACUUCAGUCUGAACUCGACAAGAAAAAGAAAGAUGAGGAGAAAAAGGAGAUCGUAACAACGAAUCCAGAGAAGUCACCCGACAAAGUAGAAAAAGAGAAAGGGUCUGAAUCCGAAGGAGAGGAGGACGAGAAGGACAAAGAUAAACUGAAGCCCAACGCAGGAAACGGAGCUGACCUGGCAAACUACAAGUGGACACAAUCCCUGUCUGAAGUGGAUCUCGUCGUGCCUUUUGACGUGAAGUUCCGCAUUAAGGCCAGAGACGUCGUGGUGGACAUCCAGCGGCGCUCCAUCAAGGUCGGCCUGAAGGGACACCCUCCUGUUAUUGAAGGCCAGAUGUACAGCGAGGUGAAGGUAGAAGAAAGCUCCUGGCUCCUCGACGACGGCAAAGCUGUUACAGUCCACCUUGAAAAGAUUAAUAAAAUGGAGUGGUGGAGCAAGAUCGUCACCACAGAUCCAGAAAUUAACACCAAGAAAGUUUGUCCCGAGAACUCGAAGCUGUCAGAUCUGGACGGAGAGACGCGUGGGAUGGUGGAGAAGAUGAUGUACGACCAGCGGCAGAAAUCUAUGGGCCUGCCUACAUCUGAAGAGCAGAAGAAACAAGACAUUCUUAAAAAGUUCAUGUCUCAGCACCCGGAGAUGGACUUCUCUAAAGCAAAGUUCAGCUGAGACUCGGCCGUGAAUCCACAUCAGGCUUCAUGUGCGUCAUGUCCGGACGCCACUCUCCGUGGUUUUGUUGACUUAACGUGUCUCUUAAGUGCAUAGCAAGUGUUUUUGUUGUCACGAUUACAAGGCCGGUGACUGAAACGCCCGCGUUCUCCCUUUGCAUGUCGUCUCAAUAUUUAAAGAUGUUUCUGGAUUUUAUAAAUAAACACAUUUAAAAGGAAAUGGAAUAUAUUUGAAUGUCA
Messenger RNA from Cottoperca gobio, 1394 nucleotides. RefSeq names its product nudC nuclear distribution protein (gene nudc). The record is from RefSeq and is a predicted model, not a curated record. Gene Ontology annotation, biological process: protein folding. The coding region runs from base 145 to 1155 and encodes 336 amino acids. Gene Ontology annotation, cellular component: cytoplasm. Lineage: Eukaryota; Metazoa; Chordata; Actinopteri; Perciformes; Bovichtidae. The transcript has 9 exons.